AUGGGGUCUCUUUUGUUGCUGCAAUUUCAAAUCAUUUUGUGUCUACGUAUGUUCUUCACUUCUUUCUCUUCGUCUUCGUCUUUGUCUCUGCCUUUAUGCCAUCCUGACCAAAACUCUGCCUUGCUUCAACUCAAGAACUCGCUAAAAGUUGAUGGAUGGGAAAAUGGAACAGAUUGCUGUUCGUGGCCUGCUGUCACGUGUGAAUCCACGUCCGGUCACGUGAUUGGUCUCGACCUCAGCUGGCAUGGGCUUGAAGGUAAAAACAAUUCUACAAGUAGUCUUUUCCAUCUUACUCAUCUCCAAAAGAUCAACCUUGCUCACAAUAGUUUCUAUGGUCCUCUAUUACCAUCUCAGUUUGGCGGGUUUGUGAAUCUUACACACUUGAACUUGUCUUGGUGUUCUUUUGAAGGUGAUAUUCCUUCUAAAAUCUCAUAUCUUUCCAAAUUAGUCUUAUUAGAUCUCUCAGGUAACUUAAAUCUAAAGUGGACAGAGACCACUUGGAAGAGGCUGCUGCGAAAUGCAGAGAUCUUUAUAGAUUAUACAGAUAUGUCAUCAAUUCCUCUAAGUUCUUUGUCUUUAAUCACCAAUUGGUCUUUCUCUUCGGUUACUCUUGGUCUUAGUAACACAAAUAUAACGGGAUAUUUGACAAGUGAUAUUCUUUGUUUGCCCAAUCUUAAAGAGCUACAUCUAUAUGGAAACGCAUACCUUCAAGUCCAUGUUUCUAGAUUGAAUUGCAAUGCUUCUGUUAGUAUUUUGGAUCUUUCAUUUUGUGAGUUCCAAGGAUCAAUGAUCCCUUCAUCUUUCUCUAAUCUCACAUAUCUCACUUCUUUGACUUUGUUUGAAUGUGGCCUUAAUGGUUCAAUUCCCUCUUCACUUUCAAACCUUCAACAUCUCACUCACUUGGACCUUUCAUCUAAUAAUAUCUUCGGCUCGAUCCCAUCCUCAUUUUCAAACCUUCAACAUCUCACUUACUUGGAUCUUUCAAACAAUAAUCUAACCGGUGCAGUCCCAGCAUCUUUCUCAAAGCUAGAGCUUCUCACUCAUUUAGACCUUUCAUCCAAUGAACUCAAUGGUUCAAUCCCUUCAUCUCUUUGGAAGCUUCAAGAUCUUGUUGUCUUGGAUCUUUCUUACAAUGAAUUAAGUGGUCAACUUCCAGAUAUAUUUGGUGGGCUAAAUAAACUGCAAACUCUCAAUCUUGGGAAAAACAAAAUACAGGGAAAGUUGCCAUUCUCAUUGUUUACAUUGACUAAACUUUCCAUCUUGGAUUUUUCUUCUAAUAAAUUUGAAGGGCCCUUACCUAAUCAAAUAGUAGGUUUUUCAAAUCUGACUGAAUUAUAUCUGGAUGACAACUUGUUAAAUGGGACAAUUCCUUCUUGGUGUUUAUCUUUGCCGCUUUUGAAACAUUUAAACCUUUCAAGUAACCAAUUCACAGGAAAUCUAAGUGAAAUCUCAUCUUAUUCCUUGCUGUACUUAAAUUUAUGCGGCAACAAAAUUCAUGGAGAUAUUCCAAAGUCGAUUUUCGACCUUGUGAACCUCACUGAAUUGUGUUUGUCAUCAGAUAACCAUGGUGGUUUUGUCAAAUUUUCACUCUUCUCCAAACUUCAGAACUUGAGUUCUCUUACUCUUUCAGGCUAUGAAUCAAUAUCACUAAAAUCUGAUGUCAAUGCCAAUUACACUUUCUCCAAUUUGGAAAUGUUGCACUUAUCUUCCAACACCAUGCUUGACUUUCCAAAGUUCUCAGGAAAAUUUCCGAGGUUGCUCAUACUUGAUUUAUCCAAUAACAAGCUCCAAGGUAAAGUGUCCAAAUGGAUACAUGAUUUGGAUUCUUUAUAUCAUUUGAACCUCUCAACAAACCAAUUGACAUCAAUAGAAAAAUUCUCAUGGCAUGGCCUGCAAUACCUUGAUCUUAGUUCUAACUUGAUGACCAAUGAGAUUUCAUUCAUCUUAUGCAAUAUAAGUUCUCUCGAGGUUGUCGACUUGUAUGGCACUUUGCCAGAUACAUUUUCCAUGAACAGCAACCUCAAAACUUUGAAUCUGUAUGGAAAUCAAGUAGAAGGCCAAUUGCCUAAAUCUUUGUCCAACUGCACAGAGCUGUGUUGGUCUUUAAGAGGCAAUAAGUUUUAUGGUCCUGUUGGUAAUAACUUGACAACCAAGCAUCCAUUUCCAAGUUUAAUUAUCUUUGAUGCAUCAGGCAACAAUUUUAGUGGCCUGUUGCCAAAAGACUUCAUUGAGAAUUUCCAAGCCAUGAAGAAUGUUGUUCAUGGUGAAGUGGGAAGUAUUUUGCAUUACAUGAAUAGUCGCUUUUACUCUGCAAUAAGUUAUGAAACUCAACCAGAGUAUGCUAACUCAUUGAUAGCAACAGUUAAAGGGGUCAGCAGAGCUUACACGAAAAUUCCAACCAUCUUUGCAUAUAUUGAUUUGUCAGAGAACAAAUUUGAAGGAGAGAUUCCAAAUGUUAUUGGAGAGGUUCAUGCACUCAUAGCACUCAACCUUUCCCAUAACAAACUCAUUGGUUCUAUUCCUCAAUCCAUGAGAUAUUUGACAGAACUUGAAUCAUUGGACCUCUCAUCGAAUAUGCUCACAGGUCGGAUCCCAAAUGAAUUGACCAAUCUAAACUUUCUUGGAUUCUUGAAUCUUUCCAGCAACCAUCUUGUAGGACUAAUACCUCGAGGAAAACAGUUUGAUACGUUUCGAGAGGAUUCCUACCAAGGGAACAUGUGGUUAUGUGGAUUUCCAUUGCCAAUACAAUGCAACAAGAUCCUUGAAGAAGAACCUUUAUCCUCUCCAACCAAUCAUGCUGAAGAGAAAUUUGGAUUUGGUUGGGAGGCAGUGGCAAUAGGAUAUGGAUGUGGAACUGUGUUUGGAAUAGGAUUGGGAUGCUGUGUUCUCUCAAUUGGAAAGCCUCAAUGGGUUGUCACAAUCUUUGGAGGUGAUCCAAACAAAGGUAUGAAAAGGAAGAGAGGAACAAGGUCUCAUGGAAACCGUACAAGAACAAAUUAAUGGAUAUAUGACAUAACAGAAGCAUGUCUUGUUGCACACUUCUUGGGAUCAUGGAACACUGUCAAGUUCUUUUUGCAUGUUAGGUUGCAUUG
Molecule: messenger RNA, 3092 nt
Organism: Arachis duranensis
Lineage: Eukaryota; Viridiplantae; Streptophyta; Magnoliopsida; Fabales; Fabaceae
Product: receptor-like protein 18
Exons: 2
Coding region: 1-3000 (999 amino acids)
Molecular function (GO): protein binding
Source: RefSeq, a predicted model, not a curated record